AUGUCCACAGUCCCGGAGACAAGGAAGCCGGCAACACCACCAGAAAGCAGCGCCGAUGACAACGCGACAAGCUCCCCGGUGGUACUUAUAGAUGAUACAGAAGAAGGGUAUGUUACGGGCGUGAGACUGGCAGUCAUUAUAGGCAGCGUAUCUCUCGCUUGUUUCUUGAUGCUGGUGGACACCAUGAUUAUCAGUACGGCUAUCCCACGCAUCACAGAUACCUUCAACUCUCUGCCUGAUGUUGGUUGCGCUGCCCCUCAGCCGCUCACAGGAAAGAUAUAUACGCACUUCAAUCUGAAGUGGUCAUUUCUGUUUUUCUUCGGCGUCUUUGAGCUGGGCUCGGUGUUGUGCGGGGCCGCUGUGUCGUCAAACAUGCUCAUCGUCGGCCGUGCUGUUGCUGGGAUCGGGGCCGCAGGCCUCAUCAACGGUUCCAUUACCAUUAUAUCCGCUUGUGCUCCCAUGGCGAGGCGCCCAGUAAACUCUCUUGGCCUAGUUGUUGGGCCUCUUCUCGGAGGCGUCUUCACCUCGUACAGCACAUGGCGAUGGUGCUUUUACGUCAACCUUCCGAUCGGAGCUGUGGCGGCCCUUGGCCUUGGUAUGCUUAGAAUACCAGAGCAAACGACCAAGCCAAGGGCCUUGGUCGUCCUCCCGAAGCUACACCACUAUCUGGACUUGAUUGGUUUUGCGUUGUUUGCCCCUGCAGUGUUACAGUUCCUCCUCGCACUCCAGUACGGCGGGAACGAGCACCCAUGGGGCUCCUCACAGGUGAUUGGCCUCUUCUGCGGCUCCGGUGCCACCCUCACUGUCUGGUUCUUUUGGAACCGUCAUAAGGGAGACGAAGCCUUACUUCCAGGCUCCUUGGUCGGACGGAGGAUAGUUUGGUCGGCAGGUCUCUACCAAGCUUCCCGUUUCGCUGCCAUGUAUGGGGGCGCCUACUUUCUCCCAAUCUACUUCCAGGCUAUCAAUAAUGCUACGGCGAUGCUGAGCGGGGUGUACCUGCUGCCGACCAUACUACCGCAGCUUGUCAUAAUUGGAUUAGUCAUUCCCAUUGCUAUCUUCUCUACCGUUCUUCUCUCCGUCAGCAGUGGGUUAUAUUCACUGCUGCAGCCUGGCACAGCCAGCGGCAUGUGGAUCGGGUUCCAACUCAUGGCAGGAAUCGGCACAGGUGCCAGUAUGCAACUGGCCAUCAUUGCGGUGCAGGCAGCCGUGUCCGAGCGAGAACUCGCCACGGCAAUGGCCUUCCUAGUAUUUGCCCAGGCCCUAGGUCCGGCCAUAGCGCUGGCCCUGUGUAACGUCCUCUUUGACGCCAGUCUCAGGGCCCAGCUCCCCCGGGAGUCACCGCACGCUGAUGCGGAUGCCAUCAUCCAGGCGGGGGCUACGGGGUUCCGGGCCAUCGUGCAACCUGCUGACCUGCCAGGAGUCUUGGUGGCUUAUGCCAACAGUAUCGAUCAGGUCUUUUACCUGGUUGCUGCUAUGGCUUCUGUCGGCGGAAUCGUCCUCUGGGGAAUGGGGUGGCAAGAUCUCAGGAAAAUUGAGAAAAGCGAAAGGGGCAAAGACACUAUAGCGCAGACUGCAGGAAAGGAGGCAUGA
Molecule: messenger RNA, 1590 nt
Organism: Cryphonectria parasitica EP155
Lineage: Eukaryota; Fungi; Ascomycota; Sordariomycetes; Diaporthales; Cryphonectriaceae
Product: MFS general substrate transporter
Exons: 8
Coding region: 1-1590 (529 amino acids)
Biological process (GO): transmembrane transport
Molecular function (GO): transmembrane transporter activity
Source: RefSeq, a predicted model, not a curated record